UCCCCGGGGAUUUCGAGGAGGGGAGGAGGGGAAAGAGCAGCCGGCCGCGGGUCAGGCGGACAACCAAGCCAGCCCUCUGCACAGAACGCGCAGCUCCGUGAGUGCCUAGCGUGAAUUCCCGUGGCCUGCGCUCCUCUUGGGGCUGCCCCGGCGCCCUCCGCCUGCCUCCGCCUGCGCCUGGCGGGGGGCCUGGAAACCCCCAGCCGCCAUCCAGAGCCUCGCUGGGAUUCUGCGUUUGCAGCUUGGUACUUUUCUUAGCGAAGUGAAAAAAGAUAGUCUGGUUUCCGGCAAGGCGGAGGCUGGAGGGAGAAUCUGCUCUAUUUUAAAAUGCUUUUUUCGGGGGGUGGGGGAGAGUGGUGAGUGGAAGUGGGAGAAAGCGCUCCUCCGGAUACACUCCCGCCUUGAUCCUGUGCCUCGCGGGACCGCAAGCCAGUGCGGUGAGGCGUGGGGCGCCCGACUCGCGUGGAGAACUCCCCAGGCUAGGAGAGGUGGGAGAGCGCGGUGCGCCUCGUCCAGGAGCGGGGCUGCUCUCCCCUGCCCGCCCCCGCUGGCCUCUCAGGCUCCCGCGCUCCCAGCCCACGCCGCCCGAGGCUGAGCGGGGCGGGGCGCCAGCAUGGGGCUGCUGUCGGGGGACUGCCAAGAAGGAGGCGGUGGCAGCCGCGGCCACGGGGAGCAGCCGGCUAGCCCGGGCUGUGUAGCGGAAGAGGAGUCCUUCCCGGCCCUGAGAGCCGGAGAGGAGAAGGAGGACGAGAGGACCGAAGAAGACUACGAGGAGUAUGUGGACUUUUCCCUCCUGCCCGACGCUCGCAGCAUUGCCUCGGACGACUCCUUCUACCCAUCCGACGGGGAGGACGGCUGGCUGGAGCACGGCGAGCCCGAGUCUUGGUGCUGCUCGGAGGCGGAGGACGACACGGAUGAGGGGGCCGUCCCGGAGGUGGUUUCCCUCUUCCGUGCGGCCAGCACCAACAACGUGGGGCUGCUGAGAGCGCUCAUCCGCAGGGGACCUAGGGCCGAGGAGGUGCAGGAGACCGACCGCAACAGUCGGACCGGCCUUAUUGUUGCCUGCUACCAAGGUUUUGUGGAUAUUGUAGUGGCCUUAGCAGAAUGUCCCCAUGUUGAUGUAAACUGGCAGGACAAUGAGGGGAACACAGCACUGAUCACAGCUGCACAGGCAGGGCACAUAACCAUCACCAACUACUUGCUGAACUAUUUUCCUGGUAUUGACCUUGAAAGAAGGAAUGUAUUUGGGUACACGGCUCUGAUGAAAGCUGCAAUGCAAGGUCGAAUUGACUGCAUCCGAGCUUUAAUGUUGGCAGGAGCAGAUGUCCAUGCAACUGAUCCCAACAGGGGGAUGACUCCACGGGAAUGGGCAUCUUACACAGGAAGGUCUGAGGCUGUCUGGGUCUUCCAGAGACUGUUGGACAGACCCUGUCCUGAGCAGUUCAGUGAACAGUACAAGCUAGACUGGCCAGUAGUGAAGGACAUUCUUGUCAAACCAGCAGAGCCCAAGAGCUGUUUACAGAGGCUUACUGAGUGCUUUCGGUCAAUCUUGUCUUCUCGCUAUGUCCAAGGACCUGAAGAUGGGGGUGUACUUGACCAUAUGGUUAGAAUGACCACUAGUCUCCACAGUCCUGCUGUGGUAAUUGCCUGCAAGACUAUAUGCCCUGAGAGCCCCCCCUGUGUGGGGAAGAAGCGCCUUGCAGUGCAGGAGAUCCUUAGGCACCAAAACACUGAGGAAGUCCAUGAUCAGGAGAAGGCCAGGGUGGAGAACUCUGAGAAGCCCUUUCGGAACUCCCAGGGUGAGGUGGUUCGCCAAAAGACAGACAGGAGAGCAAGUCUCCAACCUUCCACCUUUACAGCUGCCCAGGGUAGCUCUGCGGUCUCUAGGAAGGCCAGCCUCCUACCCCUGCAUUUGUUGAGGAGGAGUAGCGUGAGGCCAGGCUUUGUCAUUCCAAAGGUCCGCAUCAACAAGGCUCCCACUCCCACUUUUCAACCAGAACGAGUGAAGAAGAAGAACAACGCUAAGGAUAAUACCUACUUGCAGAUUCCUAAGUGGAGAUACAAGGAAGCGAAGGAAGAGAGGAGAAAAGCUGAGCAGGCAGAAAAGAAGAAAACAACUGAAGCUCCAAAAGAAAGACGAGUAUCUCCCUGGAGAAAUAGAACUUGAACCCAUGGUGGAGUUCUAGCAUCUGGGAUCAGAUUCCUAAAAUGGAGGCUCGGGAGGCGUUCCGCACAGGCAAUGGCCAUGCGGCAUGGGUCACGCUGACAAGGGAUGUAGGGAGAAGGUGGGGAGCAUACUGAUCGUACACAGGCUCACAUCAGCAGUUUGAGUCUGUCGAGGGAAAAGGUGACAUUUUCCUUUGCUGCUAUGUCUAACUCAGGGCUCCAAGGUUCCUGUAUUGCCUGUCUUCUCCUUUGGUUUGAGUAGAAAUAUAGAAAUUGUCAUGCAAUGGUGAAUUGGUAAUGCUGUUGUGUGAUUUGGUAGCUAAGCAGUGAUUCAGGGAGGCAGCUGCCAGGUAGGAAGGAGGUGAUAACUCUAGCUAAUGGAAAACAAACCGCCCAUGACUUCCUUCCCCAUCCCCGAGGGAAGGUGCUGGCCCCUUUUCAGUCCCACCCUGAACGUGCUCUUUAUUUAUCUCUUCAUUGUGGUCCUUGCUCUUCUUAUGCACCAUCAGCACCACUCAAAAGUGUGGGUAAGGGGAAGCAGGAAGGGAGUAUAAACAACUCCCAUCAGCAUGGCCUGUACCCUAUAGAAGAAAACUCUGGCACUACCUGUAUCUCAGAACCAAUAAGAAAGGGUAGGCAUCAUGGACUAUUUGUAAUGCCCACUACUCGCAACACUUCAGUCCUAUAGAGUAGCUUGGAGAUACCAUAAGUUUCCAAAAGACUGUCCUCUCCCCCAUUCCUCCCAUAUUCAAGGACAGUGCAGUUAAGUGCCUCACACAGUACUCUGCACACACUAGAAACAAUAAAUGUUUAUGAAAUUGAAAUUUAAUUUAAUCACAGCCACCUUGUACACCUCUCUAUAAUAUUAGCACUUCACCAUUCAAAUGUUAUCUUGGCCAAUCCCAACAUUGUCAGGGGGUCUGUCUAUAAAUCUGUGUAGAUGAGUGGUUCCUGAAAUGUGGGCCACUUUCCCAAUCUAUUUUGCAUGAUUAAAAAAAAAGAACCAAAUCCUACCUGGAUUAAUAGGAGAUUCAUGUUUGUUUAGGAUGUCCCAAGUAAGGUCAUCUAUUUUUUUUUACCUCUGGAUUUAUUAAAUUAUUAAAGCCAGUCAGAAACACAAGUACAGACAUUUUCAUAAUAAAAAGAUGAGAGAGUAACUUGCAAGCCUUCACUGGCCCCCAGAAUUGCAGUUAUAUAUAGAAACAGCCACCAAUAUGGAUCUGGGUAAUUCUUAUUCUCUGCCAUUUGGAAAAGAUGACAUUUCUUAGAUGGAAGCAUAUUGCUAUAACAAAAGAAGUGGGUAAUAGGGCUCCCCCUUUUUUUUUCUUCUUCUCUUUCAUUUCUAGCCCUGUGAAGUCAGGGCCCAGCAUGGAUGUAAAUUGCUUGGUUAUCAAAUUCAUGAGAUGAUAAUCUGUUCACUCAAUUUUUGUGCUAUCCAAGGGGAUGUAUAUGCAGUGAGAAAGGGUCACUCGCCCUUUUACAGAUGCCAUCUACUCCAGAGCAAUAAUUCUGUCAAGUAGAACAAAUUUGAUAUCCCACAUUAUUAUUAUUAUUAUUAUUAUUAUUAUUAUUAUUAUUAUUAUUAUUAUUAUUAUUAGUGAGGCAAUUGGAUUUAAGUGACUUUCCCAGGGUCACACAGCUAGUAAGUGUUAAGUGUCUAAGGCCGGAUUUGAACUCAGGUCCUCCUGACUCCAGGGCUGGUGCUCUAUCCACUGUGCCACCUAGCUGCCCCGAUAUCCCACAUUCUUGCUGGUCCCUAAUGAGGAAAGAGGGUACCAGUUGGGGACAGGGGUUCUGUUAGCCAAAUGUUUGCUGAAGGACAAUCCCUACAUCAAAUCAGUGAUGGGUGGGUUGCCUGUAUUGUAACAGUACUCCCUAUGCUGCCCCAAAGGUUGGUCAUUUAAUGCUGCAUAGUUGUCCUGGUAUUUAGUAGACAUGCCUUGCUCUGGUGUUGCUCAGUCCCUUGCCUCAUCAUAUUCCUUGACAACUAUUCAAAACUUGACCAGAUUAUUGAUGCACCUGAACUCCACAUUCUCUAGCUAUGAUAUAGGAUUAGAAAGUGAGAGUUUUAUUACGUUUUUUCCUAGCUUUCAGUCACAAGCAAAGGACACUUUGGGGUCCGCAAACUGAAUGGGAAAACAGUACAGAGAAUGCUCAUGAUGUCAGCAAAAUGGGCCUUGUGUAUUUCUUCUAAACUGUCAAGCCAGCAGGUUUCAACCAAGCAAACAUGUUCUUGGCAAGCCAGAUGCUGUGUUUGUCACUUUCCCUGUUAUUGAAGAAAACAAGAUAAUUGGUCAAAGGAAUACAGUAGAAAAGGCAUGAUAUGGAGCAGAGUUAGUUGUGUGUUGGCAAGAGACAGAGAAGUAGUUGCUGUGUGUAUUUUUGUGUGUGUGUGUGUGUGUGUGUGUGUACAUAUACACAUUUAUGGGCACAUUGUAUAGAAAGUUCAGUACUAGGUUAUAGUCACUUAUCGGGCUAUAAUAUUAACUCCAGUCACACCCAGACUCUGAAAGGAAGGCAUUGUACAUUAUUUCUGCACUUUUUUUUCUCAUGGCUAGGUUGUUUAGAUUCUCUCAUUUUUCUCCCUGCAUAAGCAAAUUUACCAGUACAGCAAAUUCACAAGGCAAGGAAGUUGUCUUCCAGCUCUGUCUCCCUGCUGUAAGGACAAUUUUGCUUCUGUUUUCUAACUCAGCCAUAGGACGGUUAAGGGAGUAAACCUGCACGUGAGAAAAUGUUAUGUCUCUUCUUUCCUGGGCAUUUCAGGGUUUGUUUUUUUGCUCUUUUCCAAAGGAGUUUUUUCUUGAACGAGGUAAUUUUUCACACUGGACUUACAGAUCUCUGUGCAGACAUAACCAUCAGCACACCAGAGACCACACAGACUUCCCAUUCAAUAGUUGACAAUGUCAGCAGAACAGGUUGAUGAAAACUAAAGAAAAAUAUAGAUACACUUGUUCAUUCUCUGCUACUUGGGGGAGUGAGGGACAGGAAUAAAGAAAGAUGUCUUCUGAGGGAAGCACUGAAAAAGGACAUCAGUUCUUAGGCAAGAUAAUUAUGCUAUUUUUUCCUCAUCUGUUUUUUAAAAAACAAGUUUCAUUAGAGCAGAAACUGGCCCUCUUUGUCCCUAUUAGGGAAGAGAAUCAUGGAACUUUAAGUAUGUCAGUUAAGUUUAAGCGUGUCACAAGUGUCAAGCUUGGCAGUGUUCUUCCACUGUUACCAUCAAAAUGGCAUAGAGCUUUGUUUGUUUGGUUUUCCCAGUUGCCAUAUUUGCUAAGGUUCAAUAGUUGCUCCCACAGAACUCUUUUCUUUACCCUCCACCCCUACCCCCACUACAGCCUUUUGAGACUGAAAAGAAAAAAAUGGAAGAAUAAGUGUGACUAUUCUGCAUUUUCUGCCUCAUUUCCUUUUUUUUUUGCCCCUUGUCACUUGACCACCUGUUCUUCAUUGCCUGCCCCUGAAUUCUGUGGCCUCUGCUUUCUUCCCUUUGCUGGCUGCUUCACCCCCAUGCCCAUCAAAAUUCCUCACAGAGUUCCUGGCAUCAGUUUCUCUGGAGGCAAAAAGGGACAUAAAAGUGAGAAGAGAGCAAUAUGGUAGUCCCCUGCUUUGGCAAUACUAAGUGACAAUCUUUAGACUGCGUUAAGUGAAAGAAAAGACUGAUUUCUUCUGGAUCUGUCAUUUGACUAAAUUUUUACAAUUUUCUUUUUGUAGAAAGGAAAACAUAGUAUAUUGAAAUAACCUAGUACAGUCCAUAUUGAACCAAGGCAUAAGAAUUUCCACCUCAGGUCUUAAUUACCAUGAAUAUUGAGUAACUACCUCCUCCAACUCCUCCCCCUCUUCUCCCUCCUUUGUUUCUCACAUACAGCACAUGGUUUGAGAUUAUUUUAAUUUCCAUUUUCUUUACUCCCUUGAGGGUAUUACAGUAUUAUUCACUAAAAGUAAAUAAGUAGAUUAUAAGGCAGUGGCAUGGCUCCCCUUGCCCCACUCCCACCCCCCCAAAUAAGAUUCCUGGGAAUUGCUUAUUGAAUUUCCUUGAUCAUAAGCAACCCAGGUCUGUAGUAGCUGAGGACAUUUAUGGGAAUGUUGCUCUUUGGUUCAUGUGAAAUCAGUCAUUGAUCUUUCAGUAACUUCUUAUGACUAUGAAUACUUUCAGUUAAACAAAAAAUUCAAAUUUCCCCCAAUGUAGAACAUACCUAUUUGAUGGAAAUUUCCAGUCAAAACCAAAUGGGCUUAGAGUUUUAACAAAUACUUUUACCACUUUGGUUGAUUUCUUUAGGUCUUAAAGUAGUAUGCUGAAGGUUAGAACAUAUUUCUGUGUGUUUUCUACCUGUUAGUGUGAAUAAAAUGCCGGAGGGUCUGCCCUGCAUUAAAAUCACUAGGGGAAAAAGGAAGCCUGUAGGAAAUUAAUCCAGGAUCUAUUGGACUUCCAAGAGCUUAAGCACUUUAGUUGGCCACCAGAGCAAGGCAUACAGAAGACUCUGAAGCAUUAAAUAGCAUUUGAAGUUUUUCUUUAUAGUUUUGAAGCUACUUAUAGCAAUUUCCUGGCAGCACUACAUUACAUAUCUCAAGAAUGUGAUGACCUGUAUUCCAGAAGUUCUUCAGUUUGGCCAACAGUUAUAUUUUAGCCUCUUGUUUGAUGAAUUCAUAAGCAUCCUGCAGAAUGUUUAUAAAGUAGUAAUGUGAAUACUCAAGUGGUACUUGUGCCACUCUUGUCCUUGUUGUCAGCUUUCUCUAGUCAGAAAUGGGGAUGCUUUAUGAUGAAAUAUUUCCUCCAAAUUUAGCUCCACCAUAUGGGGACAGAUUCAGGUGCUACCCUGUCCAGUUGCAAAAUACUUGAAUUACUCAGAUGGUGGGUAAAAGUCAAUUAAUAUGAAAAAGAGUCACCUUGAGAAACAGAUUUUUUUUUUUACACUAAAUCGAGCUAGGAAAUCAGAUUCUCCCUGAUGGCACAUUGACAAGAAUAUUGUAUCCAAGGGACAUUAAACUUAGGUAUGAAAGUAGAGAGUUGAUGAUUUUUCUUUUCACAGUUUGAUUUGGUGCCUAUGACAUUUGAAAGGAAAAACAAAUCAUAAAUCAGGUUUGGCUCAGACAUUUCCCCAACUUUAUCCAGAUAUUCUACUCCAGUGUACUCAUUACUAUUCAACAUCAGCACAUUUUAUUACAUGUGAAGAUAAAAUAUAAUACACUAAAAAUCCUUUAUAAUAAUUCUUGCAUAUGACAAGAUACCAACAAUUGCUUAGUGUUUAUAUUCCUAAUAUACAGUAUUAUAAAAAUUAAUAUGGUAAUACCAAAGAGUUAACUCAGGACUAUUUUCUUCCCAUUGUGUAUUGUUGUUUCACUACUGAAAACAAAUGGUUUGACAUUUCAUUAAACAGAAACAAACACAAACAAACUCAUAGUUCAGUCUCAAGGUGGAACUGAACUUUGGCAUGUUGUGUAACUUAUGUCUGGUCCUGGAUCUGCCAAUGACUGAUUCUUUGAUCCUGAACAGGUCACUUGAUCUCAUUGGGCUUCAAUUUCUAUAGCUGUAAAGUGAGAGGGUAGAAGUAGAUAAUUUACAACCUCCCUUCCAACUAUGUUUUAUGGUUCUGUGUGGACAGUCUUAUUAGCACUGGCUACUUCAGUUAUGCAAGUCAUCAGCUUCCCAAGUUUUUCUGGGGGAUUACUAAUCUUCCAGGUUGGGGAGGACCAUAUACUAUCCACAUUAAAAAUAUGGGCCCUUAUGAAGAAAUGCAGUUCUUUUAAAAGUGAUUAAACAAAAUUGGUUCAGCAAUAAUAGCAAGAGGGGUGUUUUAGCCAAGAUGGUCCCAAGCAGAGGUUUUAUGCCUUGAGUAGCUUGUUUAAGGUUGAUUAUGCCAUUUAUUCUUUUUCCCAUCUUUUGAUGCACUAAGUACUUGGUUCAGAGGUGUACAUGACAUCAAUAAGCUACUAACUUGAAAUAACUUUUUUUUUUACCUUGAUGUUUUUUCAUGCACAUUGAUGGUAAAUAACAGAAAAAGAUCACUGGAAGGUGAAAGAAAAAUAAAUUAAAAGAAAACAAUAUGAAUUGGUUUGAUUCUCUUUCUUGACUCAGAUUGACAGCAGUGUUAUUUCAUUUCCCCAAUGUGGAUAUGGGCCUAAAAUGACCUUUAAGGAAGAACACUGAUACAACAAGUAGAUGUUUAGCUGUCUGUGCUUUGCUAAAUAGAACUGAACAGUAUAUAGUAAGACACAGAGGAAAUACAUUAAGAAAAGGCAUUAUGGUUGAAUAUGGGAGAUUAGUGACUUCUGUGAGCUCCCUAUAGACAAUAAAGAACUCUAAAUGUGGCCUGUAGCUGUCUGUGUGUUUGGGAAAAAAAACAGUGCCCUCUAAGCCAAAGGCAACAUGGUAUAUGGAAGGAGCACUGAACCUGAAAUUUUAAAAUCUAGGUUCCAGUCCUGACUCUGACACUAACUUACAGUCCGACUUUUGAGUAUAUGCUUUUAUCUUUAUGGGCCUUUAUGGGCAACAUUAGAAAUUUAAUUUCCCCUUUUUUAUUCUAAACUCUAUGAUCUUGAAUGAAAGAAUUCUCCCUAUGCAAAGCUGUGCCUAGGGCCUGAUCAAAUCCUAUCGCCAUUUAUUGAAGAUCAGUGGUAACAUAACAAUCGCCAUUGUAAUCUAGCCCAUCAGACUCUAUAAAGGAGACCUGGUUUCUAAUUUUGGCCCUAUCAUUAACUCUGUGUGACCUUGGGAAAGGUCCUUCUGUCCUCUGGACUUCCUUUUCCUCAUCUUAAUAAAAUGAUAGGAUUGAAUGGAAGUUUCUCUAAGGUACUUUCUAACCCUAACAAUCCAUGGUUCCUUAAUGCUUCCACUAUCUGGUUUUGAAAUUUUCUUUGGAAACCAAAAUAAGAUUUUGCAGUCCCACAACCCAUCAUCUUGCUUCUAGGAAAUCACUAACUUUUUUCUCCAAGCUUCUCUCCAGCCAUUUGAUCCACAGCAGCAAUCUAACAUUAAGGGAAAUAUUUGAUACACAGUAUUAGAGUGAAACUUGCUGGCUUUUUUUUUUUUUUUGGUAAGGCAAUUGGGGUUAAGUGACUUGCCCAGGGUCACACAGCUAGUAAGUGUUAAGUAUCUGAGGCUGGAUUUGAACUCAGGUACUCCUGAAUCCAGGGCUGGUGCUUUAUCCACUGCGCCACCUAGCUCUGCCCCUUGCUAGCUUUUUAAAAAAGAUUCCGUUUUAAAAGACACAUGAAAAUGACAUGACAAUAUGAUUACAAUAGCAUUUUCUGAUGCUUUCUGAAAUAACAAGAUGUCCCAGUGAUGUCAGUUCUUGUCAUACUGUGUUAAAGCUGUACCUUAUGUAUGUACUUGGUAAAACAUUAAAUUAUAACCACAAGGCAAUUGUAGCAUCAGCCCUUUAAGUGGACAGCUCGGGAAAAGGGCUUAUGAAUGAUAAUAGAGAGUUGUUUAGUUGCUUUAAAUCAUGUCUGACUUUUGGGGACCCCAUUUAAGGUUUUCUUGGCAAAGAUACUGGAGUGGUUUGCCAUUUUACAGAUGCGGAACUGAGGCAAACAUAGGAAUUGAUUUGCCCAGGGUCACACAGUUAGUGUCUGAGGCUGGAUUUGAACUUGUGAAAAUUAGCCUUCCUUAUUCCAAGCCCAUUGUUCUAUCUACUGUGCCAUUCAUCUGCCCUAAUGAGGAGUAUGAUAGAAUAAUAAAAGUACAUUUCACUAAAAUACUAUCACUCUAUAUACAAAUGCCUAUAUUUGUAGAGCUUCAAGGUAUUUUGGUCUUGAUCAUCAACAAUACUAUAAAAUAGCCUAAGAAUUUAGCCUGCCCCUUUAUGACAGAAGUGUGUUAAAAAAAAUCUUAUGUCCAUAUAAAAACAUUUUCCAAUAAACUGUCUUUUCUUUUUUGUGUAGAUCUUGUUAAAAUAAUGUUCACUCUGAAUGUGACUCUAAUUGUAUUAUUGUGAUGUCAGAAUUUUUGUUUUAAAGUUAUGCUUUUGUCACCUACAGCUCUGAAAACAUUUGUAUUAUAUGGGCUCUAAGAAUAUUUGGGGGGCAUAAACUGAAGACACAUCAUCUUUGGUAUCUGGAUUACAAAAAUACUAAUGAAACAGUUUACACAAAUAUCAUGUAAUGAUUGAAAAAAGUUUUUUUUUUUCCUCAAUGCCUACCAAAUAAUUACCUCAUAUUAAAAUGAAAUCAAAGUAAUAUCAAAUGACUGUUGGAGGGAAUGGAAAGUAUGCAUGAGUAGAGGUCAGAGAAAGUAUACAAUGAACCUGUUCUGAAUGUAUGGUAGUGUGAUGCUUGAAGAAAACUAAAUAUUUUAAACUUGAAGAUGAUUGUAAAAAAGUAUACAUGAUUUUAAAAAAAAAAAACUUAAUUAUUUAUAUUAAUUUUAAUUCAAAUAAUUGUGAGAUUUCUUAGUUACUCUUUUACUUUGUUUUCAAAAAGCAUUUAUAUUCUUAAUUUAAUAAGGGUUUUUGUUACUCUUGAUUGAAUUAGCAGUCUUGUACUUUUGGGUUUUUUCUUUCUAUAGAUUUUACAGUGACCUUAUUAAAGCUCUAAAAUCCAAUCUAUAGAAAAGAAAAUAAUUUUGGUAUUAUGUUGUUCAGAAGGGCCUUUGAAUAAAAAAAAAUAA
This is a messenger RNA of Dromiciops gliroides (monito del monte), 10765 nucleotides long. It is a transcript of the gene ANKRD33B, whose product is annotated as ankyrin repeat domain 33B. The record is from RefSeq and is a predicted model, not a curated record. NCBI's taxonomy places the organism in Eukaryota, Metazoa, Chordata, Mammalia, Microbiotheria, Microbiotheriidae. Gene Ontology annotation, molecular function: protein binding. The transcript has 4 exons. Bases 614 to 2167 code for a protein of 517 amino acids.